Ochotona princeps (American pika) is the source of this 2207-nucleotide messenger RNA. It is a transcript of the gene KARS1, whose product is annotated as lysyl-tRNA synthetase 1. NCBI's taxonomy places the organism in Eukaryota, Metazoa, Chordata, Mammalia, Lagomorpha, Ochotonidae. Bases 155 to 2032 code for a protein of 625 amino acids. The transcript has 15 exons. Gene Ontology annotation, cellular component: mitochondrion; cytosol; nucleus. Gene Ontology annotation, molecular function: ATP binding; lysine-tRNA ligase activity; tRNA binding. Gene Ontology annotation, biological process: positive regulation of macrophage activation; lysyl-tRNA aminoacylation; basophil activation involved in immune response. The record is from RefSeq and is a predicted model, not a curated record.
UGGAAAUCGUCAGGCAGCCUCCCUCCUGUUCGUCACUUUUGGGUCAGGCCCUCGGGGAAAGAUGGCCGCUGUGCAAGCGGCGGAGGUGAACGUGGAUGGCGAGCCUAAACUGAGCAAAAAGUGGUGGUAAUCAUUAGUUCCAGGGUGUUCUGCCAUGUUGGUGCACGCUGCCCUAAGGCUUAUUAGGGGGUCCCUGCGCCACACCUCCGGGGCAGAGUGGGGUCAGAGGGAACUGCGGCUGUGUCAACUUGCUCCUUUCACAGCACAUCACAAGGACAAGCCACUUUCUGAUAAAAGAAGUGAGCUGAAGAGACGCCUCAAAGCUGAGAAGAAGCUGGCAGAGAAAGAGGCCAAGCAGAAAGAGCUCAGUGAGAAACAACAGAACCAGGCAGCCACUGCUGUCUCCAACCAUGCCACGGACAACGGUGUGGGUACUGAGGAAGAGAGCCUGGACCCGAACCAAUACUACAAGAUCCGCAGUCAAGCAGUUCAGCAGCUGAAGGUCAACGGGGAAGACCCCUAUCCACACAAGUUCCACGUGGACAUCUCACUCACUCACUUCAUUCAAGAAUACAGUCACCUACAGCCAGGAGACCACUUGACUGACAUCACAUUGAAGGUGGCAGGUAGGAUCCAUGCCAAAAGAGCAUCUGGAGGAAAGCUCAUCUUCUAUGACCUUCGAGGAGAGGGGGUCAAGUUGCAAGUCAUGGCCAAUUCCAGGAAUUAUAAAUCAGAAGAAGAAUUUAUCCAUAUCAAUAACAAACUGCGUCGAGGAGACAUAAUUGGGGUACAGGGGAAUCCGGGAAAGACCAAGAAGGGCGAGCUGAGCAUCAUCCCCUACGAGAUCACACUGCUGUCUCCUUGCUUGCAUAUGUUACCUCAUCUUCACUUUGGCCUCAAAGACAAGGAAACCAGGUACCGCCAAAGGUACUUGGACCUGAUCCUGAAUGACUUUGUGAGGCAGAAGUUCAUCAUCCGCUCGAAGAUCAUCACAUAUAUAAGGAGCUUCUUGGAUGAGCUGGGAUUCCUAGAGAUUGAAACUCCCAUGAUGAACAUCAUUCCAGGGGGAGCUGUGGCCAAGCCUUUCAUCACUUACCACAAUGAGCUGGACAUGAACUUAUAUAUGAGAAUUGCUCCAGAACUCUACCACAAGAUGCUGGUCGUUGGUGGCAUUGACCGGGUAUAUGAAAUUGGACGCCAGUUCCGAAAUGAAGGAAUUGAUUUGACUCACAAUCCUGAGUUCACCACCUGUGAGUUCUACAUGGCCUACGCAGACUAUCAUGAUCUCAUGGAAAUCACAGAAAAGCUGAUUUCAGGCAUGGUGAAGCAUGUUACAGGUGGUUACAAGGUCACCUAUCACCCUGAAGGCCCAGAAGGCCAAGCCUAUGAGAUUGACUUCACCCCACCCUUCCGGAGAAUCAGCAUGGUAGAGGAGCUUGAAAAAGCCCUGGGCAUGAAGCUGCCAGAAACUCACCUCUUUGAAACUGAAGAAACUCGCAGAAUUCUUGAUGAUAUCUGUGUGGCAAAAGGUGUUGAGUGCCCCCCACCUCGAACCACAGCCAGGCUUCUUGAUAAGCUUGUAGGCGAGUUCCUGGAAGUGACCUGCAUCAAUCCCACGUUUAUCUGUGAUCACCCGCAGAUCAUGAGCCCUUUGGCUAAAUGGCAUCGUUCUAAGGAGGGUCUGACGGAGCGCUUCGAGCUGUUUGUCAUGAAGAAGGAAGUGUGCAAUGCCUACACAGAACUGAAUGACCCAGUGCGGCAGCGACAGCUGUUUGAAGAACAGGCCAAGGCCAAGGCUGCUGGUGACGAUGAGGCAAUGUUCAUAGAUGAGAACUUCUGCACCGCCCUGGAAUAUGGGCUGCCCCCCACAGCUGGCUGGGGCAUGGGCAUCGACCGCCUCACCAUGUUUCUUACCGACUCCAAUAACAUCAAGGAAGUGCUUCUGUUUCCUGCCAUGAAACCUGAAGACAAGAAGGAGACUGUGGCAGCCACUGAUACCCCGGAAAGCACAACAGUUGGCACGUCUGUCUAGAAAACAGUAAAUUGCAAGUUGAACAACUCAGGCAUCUUCACAUUUCCACAAGCAGUAAGGGAAUUCUUGUGCGUUGUCAUCCACUGUACCGUGGUUCAGCUGGCACCAGAAGAGAGAAGAGAAAUGCAAAGUUUUUACUCCUUGUUACAAAUAAACCAAUUGUCUCUCCUCUUUA